This is a messenger RNA of Cordyceps militaris CM01, 303 nucleotides long. RefSeq lists its product as uncharacterized. Bases 1 to 303 code for a protein of 100 amino acids. The record is from RefSeq and is a predicted model, not a curated record. NCBI's taxonomy places the organism in Eukaryota, Fungi, Ascomycota, Sordariomycetes, Hypocreales, Cordycipitaceae. The transcript has a single exon.
AUGGCAGACGCUCUUGAACCACGAACCGGUCUGACGAUUCCCAUCCAAAACUCGGGUGUGUGGCUGCUGGUUAUGGCGACGUUGGAUCCCUUCGCUGCUCAACCCAAAGUGGCAAUAUCAACGCACGGACAUAGCCGUAAUACUACCGUGGCUGAUCAUGUCGCCAUCCGUCAAUCACCAGCAAACAUUUCUUCGCCCCCAUCACCCGAUCCCGAGCAGCUGGCCUCCCGUCAAAGCGAGUCGGGGCGCUGGGCGAUCCCCAUCCCGGCUGAGGCAACCGAUCUGUGUUUGCGCAGCACCUAG